GAUAAACUCACUACGAGAAGGAAAUUGAUAAUAUAUGAGUUAACUAUUGAUAAACUAGAGUUGCUUCCUUGUGGUCAGGUGUAUAUAGCUGCUCCCCUUUCUCCAACUAAACAGAACCUACCAGAGAUUCCUUAUACAACAGGAGAGUAUCACCAUGAUGAUGUUGACCAUAUUUCUGCUUCUCAGUGCUGCCUUUGCUCUGGGUGAUGCAAGGGAUCUGAGUGACACAGAGAAUCAAAUUAUGGAGAACCUGAUACGCAACCUGCCAAUCGAGUCUGAGGAGAUGGGAGGAAAGGAGAUGCAGGGACUACAAACCAGGAGUUCAUCAUGCCCACCUGGUUGGCACAGUUAUAGGACACGCUGCUAUCACUACGUCCCCAUCAUGGCCAAAUGGCCAGAGGCAGAGCAUUACUGUUUGUUAUUGGGAGGUAACCUGGCAUCAGUGCACAGCCUCUCCCAGUAUAACUUCCUUCAGUCAGUCAUCCAAAGUAGUGCCAACGGAGCCCAGCGCACCUGGAUUGGAGCCAACGAUGCCAUCAAGGAGGGUCUUUGGCUGUGGAGCGAUGGGUCCAGGUUUAGCUACCAGAACUGGGGCCAGGGGCAACCCGAUAACAGCAACCAUGGUGCUGGGAACGACAACACGAAUGGCCAUGAGCAUUGUAUGGAGAUGAACUAUGGAGAUGACUUCAGGCAGAAUGAUGCACCCUGCUGGAUGCAACUUCCAUUCAUGUGUUCCAGAAAGCUGUAAUAUCAACAGAUUGGGAGAGAAUUCAUGUUUUAACAUUACUCCCCUGGUUAGUCAGUCAUCAUGUUCAGUGUACUUUUAGAUUCUUGCUGAUUUUAAUGUGAUUGUAUUGCCUUAUCUUGAUGAUUAUUGCUGAUUAUGUAAAGUGACUUUUGGUGUCUUGAAAAGCACUUGUAAUAAUGCAUUUUUGAAAUGUUCCCUGUGGCUCAGUUGGUAGAGCAUGGUGUUUGCAAGGCCAGUGUGGUGUGUGCGAUGCCAGGGUUGUGGGUUCGAUUCCCAUGGGGGGCCAGUACAAAAAAAAAAAAAAAUGCAUGAAAUGAAAUGGAUGAAUUUACAACUGUAAGUCGCUCUGGAUAAGAGUGUCUGCUAAAUGACUAAAAAUGUGAAAUGUAUCUGAGAGGCUCUCAGGUGAUGGGGUUCUUCAAUAAAGCCACAGUCUGUAAUA
Messenger RNA from Salmo salar (Atlantic salmon), 1190 nucleotides. RefSeq names its product ladderlectin. NCBI's taxonomy places the organism in Eukaryota, Metazoa, Chordata, Actinopteri, Salmoniformes, Salmonidae. The record is from RefSeq and is a predicted model, not a curated record.